Messenger RNA from Nerophis ophidion (straightnose pipefish), 4805 nucleotides. It is a transcript of the gene itga6a, whose product is annotated as integrin, alpha 6a. Gene Ontology annotation, molecular function: integrin binding. Gene Ontology annotation, cellular component: integrin complex; external side of plasma membrane. Gene Ontology annotation, biological process: integrin-mediated signaling pathway; cell-matrix adhesion; cell adhesion mediated by integrin. The coding region runs from base 16 to 3294 and encodes 1092 amino acids. The record is from RefSeq and is a predicted model, not a curated record. The transcript is spliced from 26 exons. Lineage: Eukaryota; Metazoa; Chordata; Actinopteri; Syngnathiformes; Syngnathidae.
UAAAGCAAAGUGAGUAUGCUGUGUGGCCAGAGGUGUCGCUGUGGAGCAGGAGCCAGAGUGCGCACACCCAAGUGGCCCCACAACUCCGAGCUGCUCCCCGGGAAGAUGCUACCGCAGGGAGGACGAGCUGCUGCACUUUUUCUGGGACUUUUGCAACUUUUCAACGCACCUUUUUCCCUAGCCUUCAACCUGGACACCAGUCACGUGAUCAGGAAGGACGGGCAGCCCGGGAGCCUCUUUGGUUUCUCUCUGGCUCUGCACCGGCAGAUCAACCCGGACCGACGAUUGUUAUUGAUCGGCGCCCCCAGAGCCAGAUCUCUGGGCAAACAGACCGCCAACAUCACCGGCGGUCUUUAUAAGUGCGACCUCAGCCAUUCCAACGACUGCGAGCGCGUCUUAUUCGACAGCGAAGAGGACAUCCGAGUGGAGAACAAGGAGAACCAGUGGAUGGGGGUGACGGUGCAGAGUCAGGGACCGGGGGGGAAGAUUGUGACGUGCGCCCACCGCUACCAGAGGCGCAUGUUUGUCAACACGCCGCAGGAGGCGCGUGACAUCACAGGCCGCUGCUACGUGCUGAGUCAGGACCUGUCCAUCAACCAGUCCUCCGACGAGGACGGCGGCAACUGGAACUUCUGCGAGGGGCGCGCCAGAGGCCACGAGAUGUUCGGCUCGUGCCAGCAGGGCGUGGCCGCCACCUUCACCAAGGACUACCAUUACUUGGUGUUUGGAGCUCCAGGAGCGUACAACUGGAAAGGCAUCGUGCGUGUGGAGCAAAAAAACGACACUCUGCUGGAGAUGGGAGUGUACGAUGACGGCCCUUAUGAAGUUGGCGACGAGCACGUCUUGAACCCGGAACUUGUACCCGUGCCUGCUAACAGCUACUUGGGAUUCUCCCUGGACUCGGGUCACAGCAUCACCAGGAGGCGUGGCCUAACGGUGGUGGCCGGAGCGCCCAGAGCCAAUCACAGUGGAGCCGUGCUGCUGCUGAGGAAGGAGAACGACGCCUCGUCCCGACUGGCCGUGGAAUACACGCUGUACGGGCCCGGCCUGGCGUCCUCCUUCGGAUACGACGUGGCUGUGGUCGACCUCAACGGGGACGGGUGGCAGGAAAUCGUAGUGGGAGCGCCUCAGUUCUACAUGAAGGACAAAGACGUCGGAGGGGCGGUGUUUGUUUACCUCAACCAGGCGGGACGGUGGGGGGGUGUCACUCCUCUACGAUUAAACGGCACCAGAGACUCCAUGUUUGGUCUGGCGGUGGAAAACAUUGGAGAUGUCAAUCAAGACUCUUAUGAAGACAUCGCCAUCGGAGCGCCCUAUGACGAUGGCGGCGCCGGAAAGGUCUACAUUUACCACGGCUCUGCAAGGGGACUCGUCACCAGCGCCGCUCAGAUCCUUUUCGGAAAAGAACACAAUAUUGGACUUUUUGGCUAUUCUCUGGCAGGGAACAUGGACCUGGACAGCAACUCUUAUCCCGACCUGGCUGUGGGCUCUCUGUCGGACUCGGCACUCGUUUACAGGGCAAGACCAGUCAUUAGUAUCCACCGAACUGUGCAAAUAUCCCCUCGGGAGAUUGACCUGACAAUAAAGAACUGCGGAAACAAGAUUUGCUUCACUGUCGAUGCUUGCUUCAGCUACAAAGCAAACCCGACGUCCUACAAUCCAAGACUAACUAUCAGCUAUUCUGUGGAGGCGGACGGAGACCGCAGGAAACAAGGAUUAUUGUCCAGAGUGGUGUUCUUGAACAAAUCCCACUCGGACACGGAACAUCAGUUGAACGGUACCUUGGACCUGCGAGGGCAAAAACAGGAAACGUGCAUCAAGAUAAAAGCCAAGUUAAAGGACAAUAUCAAGGACAAGAUGCGAAGUGUUCCCAUUGAGGUGUCUGCACAAAUAGUUGGUACCAAGCGUCAGAAGUCAAAGAGUGGCCUCCCCCAGCUGAUGCCCAUCUUAGAUUCUUCUCUGCCCACUAAAGACGUCAUUGAGGUGAAUUUUGUCAAGGAGGGCUGUGGGAGCGAUCACGUGUGUCGCAGUAACUUGAGGAUGGACUACAAACUCAUGUACAAACAGAGCAAUCAAGACAUUUACUCGCCAUUGCCAAUCAGGAACAAUGUUCCCGUCUUCCAUCUGAAGUACGAGAGGAAGGACUUGGCCGUGCGACUGACCAUCAGCAACAUGAAGGGCGACGACGCCUACGAGGCCAAGCUGGUGGGCUCCUUCCCCCAGGCGCUCUCUUACUCGGGAGUUCGUUCACAUCGAGCCGUGAUGGACAAACAGAUCAUUUGUGUUGCCAAUCAAAAUGGCUCUCAGGCCGACUGUGAGCUCGGCAACCCUUUUAAGCAGGACUCUGAGGUGACAUUUUUCAUCAUCCUGAGCACUGUGGCAGUGACUCUGGACACCACACAGAUUGACAUCGACCUGCAGCUCCAGACAACCAGUGUACAAGAACUUCUAGUCCAAGUGCGAGUCAAAGCCAAAGUGAUGAUCGAGCUGCCACUGUCCAUCACUGGGGAAGCCAGUCCUCAUCGUGUUUCAUUCGGCGGUGUGGUGAGAGGAGAGAGCGCCAUGAAGAGUGAAGAAGAUGUUGGCAGUUUGGUCAAUUACACAUUCAGGAUUAACAACCUGUGGGGCUCCUCUGUCAAAUCCUCGCUGCACAUUCAGUGGCCCAAAUCCACCAGAAACGGCAAAUGGCUUUUAUACCUGGUGAAGAUGAGUGCUCAGGACGGCUCGCACGACGUCCUCUGCACGCCACAGUCUGAGAUCAACCCUCUCCAACACAUCCAGGAGACGCCUGCAUCUCGGACAAAGCGGGACCUUGGACAUGAAAAAGCAGUGUCAGACAAAAACAGGAUUUUGUCAUGUGGGAAGGACUUGCAGUGUGUGGUGUUGAAGUGCCCCCUGCAGGGACUCGAUGGCUCCAGAGUGGAACUCAGAGCUCGUCUGUGGAACUCCACCUUCCUGGAGGAUUACACUUCUCUGUCAUCCUUGGACAUUAUUGUGAGGGCUUCACUGGUGCUGCACACUCAGGCCACAAACUUGAUCCUGACAACCCCCAACACGGAUGUGACCAUUACAGUGUUCCCAGAGAGCGAAGUGGCCCAGUACGCUGGCGUGCCCUGGUGGAUCAUCCUGGUGGCCGUUCUUGCAGGCAUCUUGAUUUUGGCUCUGUUGGUUUUUCUGCUCUGGAAGUGUGGUUUCUUCAAGAGAGCGUCCAAAGAGGACUACGACGCGGCCUAUCACAAGGCUGAGAUCCAUGUUCAGCCCUCUGACAAAGACAAGCUCUCUGCCGAGGCCUGAUUACGUGCUCUUGAGCACGGUGUGGAUUCUUUAAGCGCUCCCAGCAAGACAACAUCGUUCCGCAGUACCACGCUGUGCGCAUCCGAAAGGAGUCCCCUCAGCACCCGGACGGCAGAGUCAAGCUGGACCCUUUUGAGAAGAAGCAGUGGUCCACGACGUGGGUGGACAAUGAAAGCUAUUCUUAAAACAACUUUUAAUCAACUUAACGUAUUUCUUUGAAUUGCCGCCGGGGCAAUAAUUAUUUUAAAACCUUUUCUCACUUCGGCGUUUACCAAAGGCAUGCGGUAAAUUUAGGCCUGCGCUUAAUAAUUUGGUUCUGAUGUAAGGAUAGCAUCAUGAAAAGCACAUUUAAUAAAAAAAAACGUUAUUAUGGUCUUACCUUUACUUAUAAAUGAAGUCCAUGCGCAGCUCCUUCUGAUCAAAAGCAUCGAUAACUUGUUUAUAGAAGUCUUCCUUAUCUUUCUCCAGUUUUAAAAGUCUCUCUGUCUCCAUGGAGAUCUUCCUUUAUUACCUCCUGCUUCGAUUGAAAGUCCAGUUUAGAAAACUGUUUUAUUUUAGAUAUGUAAUCCUCCAUGUUAAAAGUGCAAGCGAGAGGAAAAAAUAAACGAUUGCUGCUUGUUGUCACUUCUUCUGCAGCCGAGUAGUCGCAAGAAGGAUCACUAGCGCCCUCUACCACCAGGAGGCGGGAGUCAUUUAAUGACUCAUAUUUGACACACGCAGCUACGGUAUAUUAAUAAAACAUAGCUGCUUCCUGUUCUUUUUAGCAUAUUCAAUAGCUUGGACCUUAAAUCCUACUGAAUAGCUCUUAAUCUUCUUCCCUUUAUGCGAUUUCAAAUGAUUGAACUCAGCCUCCUCCAUUUUGAAAAUGAUGACAGGUGAAGUGUCACUCGUGACGUGACGAGUUUGACCCGGCGGAAAUUCUAGGCAGGCACAUACUAUAUACCCGGCGGCAAUUCAAGGAAGUACGUAUUUGUCUUAAAUUAGCGGACACUUGAUUGGGUACACUUGUGGAGUGCAAGAGCACCAGGUGUUCAUUAGAUUGUGCGGCUGUAAAGUUCAAUGCAACAUGUUUUUGUUAGUCUUUCAACACUGUAUAGAUGAUUUGUGUAUAUAUUUCUGCAUAUUGUAUAUUUAUUUUUUGAUAAAUGGAGCCAAAGAUGCUUAGUCUUUCGUCUGCACUGGAACAAGGUCUGCAUAAAAACAGGGGUACUGGCUCUUUAAAACCUUGCAUGGUUUGAAAACCCAUACAGAGAAGGCACAGUUUUUACAUUUAAUUAUUCAGGAUUUUUGUACUUUUUCAUUCAUGGGGACUGUAGAAAUACUUCAUGGCAACUCUCAGGAUGCGGGUUUUGUAAUUAUUGUUGCGUCGUGGUAGCAUUGUCACUGAAGUGAUUCUCUUUUUUGUGAGGAAGCUUAAAGCAGGAUAGCUGCAAAAAAAAAAAAAAAAAAGUUUAAUUAUUCAGAAAUGUAUAUGUUACAUUUUAAUGUUGAAUAAACAUUGUUUAAAUGAA